Messenger RNA from Mus pahari (shrew mouse), 2531 nucleotides. RefSeq names its product BCL2 interacting protein 2 (gene Bnip2). The transcript is spliced from 11 exons. The record is from RefSeq and is a predicted model, not a curated record. Gene Ontology annotation, biological process: apoptotic process. Gene Ontology annotation, cellular component: cytoplasm. The coding region runs from base 299 to 1279 and encodes 326 amino acids. NCBI's taxonomy places the organism in Eukaryota, Metazoa, Chordata, Mammalia, Rodentia, Muridae.
CGGCCGCGCCCGGCGCCGGUCCGGAGGUGGUCACUUCCGCCGGGGCGUAAGCACUGAAUCCGGGUCAGCUGCUGCCGCCCGGACUGCAACUGAGACCGUCCGGGAAAAGCUGGGCCCCGUCUCCACAGCCGACCAAGGGCAGCGGGCUCAGCCCGGCGCCGUUUUCUGCGACCUGGCCGUCAGCCCCACGUCGCCGGCCUGGAGGGGCAAAGAGGACGAGGGGGCCGCGGCUUCCUCCGGGGACCUUGGCUGCCUGGAUUGCCAGGAGCUGGAAGUUGACAUUGAGUCUAGGCUGAGGAUGGAAGGUGUGGAGCUGAAGGAAGAAUGGCAGGAUGAAGAUUUUCCAAUACCUUUACCAGAAGAUGACAGCAUUGAAGCAGAUACACUAGAUGGAACUGAUCCAGACAGACAGCCUGGCUCAUUAGAAGUUAAUGGAAACAAAGUACGGAAGAAAUUGAUGGCCCCAGACAUCAGCCUGACCCUGGAUCCUGGGGAAGACUCUCUCUGGUCGGAUGAUUUGGAUGAAGCUGGGGAAGUUGACCUGGAAGGCUUAGACACCCCAUCGGAGAACAGUGACGAGUUUGAGUGGGAAGAUGAUCUUCCCAAACCCAAAACUACUGAAGUCAUUAGGAAAGGCUCAAUUACUGAAUACACAGCCACAGAAGAAAAGGAAGAUGGACGCCGCUGGCGCAUGUUCAGGAUUGGAGAGCAGGACCACAGAGUGGACAUGAAGGCAAUCGAGCCCUACAAAAAAGUUAUUAGCCAUGGAGGCUAUUAUGGGGAUGGCUUAAAUGCCAUUGUUGUAUUUGCUGUCUGUUUCAUGCCUGAGAGUGGUCAGCCUAACUAUAGGUAUUUGAUGGACAAUCUCUUUAAAUAUGUUAUUGGCACUUUAGAGCUGUUGGUAGCAGAGAACUACAUGAUCAUUUACUUAAAUGGUGCGACAACUCGAAGGAAAAUGCCCAGUCUGGGAUGGCUCAGGAGAUGCUACCAGCAAAUUGAUAGACGAUUAAGGAAAAACCUAAAGUCUCUAAUCAUUGUGCACCCCUCUUGGUUUAUCCGAACACUUCUGGCUGUUACAAGACCAUUUAUCAGUUCAAAAUUCAGUCAGAAAAUCAGAUACGUCUUUAACCUGGCAGAGCUGGCAGAGCUUGUUCCCAUGGAGUAUGUUGGCAUACCAGAGUGCAUCAAACAGUAUGAAGAAGAAAAGUUUAAAAAGAGACAAAAAAGAGUUGAUCAAGAGCUUAAUGGAAAACAAGAACCACCAAAAAGUGAGCAGUAAGUUCUGCGUCCAGACAACAGAGAGCACCGGGGAGGCGGGGCUGUAGUGCAUCCUAGUGCACUCGUGGCUCAAGUGUUUAUGUAAUCUGUUGCAAAUUUUACUUGACUUCUUUCCAAAUGAACUCUUGUACAAGGGACUGUUCACUGCUGUCAUGGUUUGCAACUCUUGAAUUUAGCUCUUUAAUGACUAAUUAUAUUGUAAUCAUUUUAUAUUGCUAAAUAGCAAAGAACUACACUUUAUAUAAAGCAAUUUUUACAUGUGUUUAUUUGAAUGAUACAUCUUCAGUAAAGUAUUUAUAUACAUAAAUGACAAAGGAAAGAAAUAAUAUAUAUUUUUUAUGUUGGGGGCAAUAAUUUUUAGUGUGUACCUAUCUCAUGGAUGAAUAUAUGCAAGUAAAUAAGACCACAAUUUUAAAUGUAAAGUGCAUGUAAGACUUUGUUUUUGUAAAUGGUUGGAUACAUUUCCUGGGUAACUUAGGCUAGGUUGUCCUAAAACAGGCCAAGAAGUACCUAAGGUCAUGCAUGUGGUCGAGACAGUAGUAGCAGCCUGAGCUUCUCCUCCCUGAAAGCACAUUGUUUCUUAAUGUGGUGGAGGGGCAAGUGGUUGAACAACUUGCUUUCCUCUCUUAAGAUGUCUUAGAACCGGAACUAGAGAUUUUGAAAAGCUAGUAGUUAGGGUUUAUAUAUUUGUAUAUAAGGGACAUUUUACUUUACCCAAAGUCAGAACUGUUUAAAAAAGAAAGAAAGAAAGCUCUUAAGAUGUGUUCAGUAAUGUGACAUGAGUUGUGUCUUGUGUGGGAAGCUGUGAGGUGUUACAGAGGCUUCAAAGAGUAUUCAUGAUCAUCUGCAUCUGUAGAGCAGAUGGAAUGCUAUUGCAAUGCUCUCACAGUGGGGCACUUUACCAGAGGACUUCCUUGACGGUUGUUUGAGCACAGUGGUGUUUGGCCUAAGCAGAUGGGUAUUCACUUUGCUGUUGGAUGGUGUACAGUGCUGUACGUGGGUCGAUUCUGUAAGGAUUGAAGUGCUGCUGCUGUGCACUCAGGAUGACAUUCGCUGUAUGUAAGCCUUCAUUUCAUGUGGUUAAGUACCUUGACUGAACAUUGAAAUAAAUAUUAUUUGUGCCUCCGAACAGGGUCUAAUUACCUUCAAAAUCAUUCUAAAACAAUGAAUUUGUCUAGUCUUGUGUCAUGGACUUCUCUGGUGUAUACACAUUUAGUGCAUAUCAGCUUCAUGACACCCAGCCCUUCAUAUAA